This is a messenger RNA of Anopheles nili, 3374 nucleotides long. Its product is annotated as mucin-5AC. NCBI's taxonomy places the organism in Eukaryota, Metazoa, Arthropoda, Insecta, Diptera, Culicidae. The record is from RefSeq and is a predicted model, not a curated record. Gene Ontology annotation, cellular component: plasma membrane. The coding region runs from base 15 to 3374 and encodes 1119 amino acids. The transcript has 13 exons. Gene Ontology annotation, molecular function: GTP binding; GTPase activity; calcium channel regulator activity.
UGCCCCCUGAUGCCAUGACAGUGUCGAUAUCGCAGCCGCAACAGCUGAUCGAAAGCGUUCACUGCGAGCCGCUGGCGACUACAUAUGUUGCAUCAACUUCCUUCGUUGCCGUGUCCACGGUUGGCUCUUCGAUGGCAUUGACUACUACUACCAUGUCGUCCUCUUCGUCCUCCACCGCUCAUCUCACAAGUCCUGGGCACGAGCGACCAAACGUAUCCCGCGGCAGUCCAGAACCAGACCCCACUAGUGCCGGCCAUGUGCCCACAGCAACGCCAACGUCAGCCUUACGAAGAUUAUACUUCAAAACGGCUCGGGCAAGCAAGGCAGCCAAAACUGCGGCCACUAUGGCAACGGCAGUUGCGGCGGCAGCCGCCAGCUCAUCGACGGUGCCAAAAGUGGUCGUGAUGGGUUCUUCCACAACGUCCGAGGCCACCAUUAACACCUCCACGGAUUCGGCUUCAACGCACAUCACCAACGUAACGACGACGACGGAUACGGAAACCAAUGAUUCCUUGGAUUUAGGCGACGUUUCGGGCCAGAGCGAGCCGUUACUUAGUUCACUGGAGGAUGAGAAUUCCAGCAUUAUCACCUUAAACCAAUCCGCAGAUAACGAGGAUGAAAACAUCACCGUAAUCAAUGGACCCGAUACACCUCUGUUAAUCAACUACCAGGAAUUGGAGGACCUUUCUCCAAAAUCUCCUAUGAUUCCAUUGCGUGAGUCUCCAAAAGUGAUGGCUGAAGGAUCGAGUCGUACACAGCAACCACGAACAGCGCCAGUAUCUUCAAGUGCAACACGAUUUCCCUUUGAUCCGCCCAUGUCACCGAAAACCUUCGCGAGUCGAGGUGAUACUGGCUCGUUUGCACGCACUCAUGAAACCAUGUUCAGCUUCGAUGAAUCACCCAACCCCGUGCGUCGCCCACCACCAACAUUGCCACCCUUAACGGUUGAGCUGACUCCGGACCACUCUCCGAAAAUCAUCGAAUCCACGGGCCACGAACAAAUUGCCGCACCAACAGGUAAAGAGUCGUCGGUUCCGCCUGUAAAGCAACAUAUCGAUCCGUCACCAUCGACCACAUCCACCCCGAAGCGUUUGAUGAACAGUAUUAAGUCACGUAAAGAGCGUCUCGUGCAGCAGGCCGGAAGUGCGGUGGCCGCAGCCACAGCCGCCGUUACGUCCGUCGGUGGGUCGGGAAAACCGUUCAAAAACCCAAACUAUGAUCCCGACCUGACGAUGUUUCCGUUCGAUCGAGAAGCGAUCGAUUACGAUCGCAUACAGCGCGAAUGUUUCGCCGUCGAGGAGGAGCUUUUGUUUGAGCAUGAGCAACGAGGUGAUGACGACAGUCGAAGCGGCGGACCGGCUGCCUAUGGAGAAUCACCGUCGAAGGCUUUGUUCGAUGCCGAAAUCUUCAGUGAUCACUAUUCGAUCUUUCAACAGUACACCUAUCUGUCACAGCAGGAGACCCGGGACGCGCCGGCUGAACGCACUGUUACGCCCUCCAAGCGCAAUCGAAUUGUUGCCACAUCCGAUGCUUUCACGCCGCAACGUCGAUUGGAGCAACCUGCAUCGGCCACUAGUGGGGUCACCGGUCCGAGAAUGUCCAAGUUUGACCAGAUCGCCACCAAGUUUGACAUGAUGCCGUCGAAAUCGUCCAGUAUGACAGCAACGCAGCCGCUCGGUUGUGGUACGCUUCCGGAUCUACGCGUUGAUUACUUUGCGGAAACUUCGUGCUGUACCGGGGCAGGUACAUCAAUAUCACCCAGUGGGGAGUUAGAGUCAGCAGUCGCUGCAACAGCACCGGCAACAAUGGCGUCGGCUAAAGCGCGUGCGCCAUCUCCCGCAUCGAAAGCGACCUCUGGUGGCGGUGGCCUCCGAUCGAUGGAAGUCGUUGGCACAGGCGCACUACCAACUGGGGCUAUAAAUGUUACCCCGAAUCCGAUGGAAGGAGCAGUUUGUACACAACCGCGGGCGACAAUAGUCGUACAGCAACCAUCACUUAGUCUGGACUACACCUCCGUGGAAACGAUCCUGUUAAAAAAUGAGGGAGACUUUAUCAGCGUCGGCGAACAGGGUGGCAAAGGCGACCCACAGUCGUCUCAAAGGAAGAAGCAACAACGAGAGGAGCACAUGCGACAGCUUCUGGACGUGACCAAUACGUUAACCACGGAGGAAAUUAAGGACUUCGAAAUGCGUUACGGUAGUCCCCAUCACAGCCGAUCCCAGUCGGUCAAAACUCCAGGUAGUCGAGCAUCUGGCCGUCCAAACCAACUAUGUUUGCCGCAACAACGUUCAAGAGUUGCUUCUAUGCCCAAUACAGGUGUUGAAGAAGAAUAUUACAGACUGAGGCAUUUUUCUAUCACCGGCAAAGGUGUCGUCAACAGAGGAGAUUCCUUGAAAAGCAGACGAAGCAAAUCAAAUAACAGCGUGGCUAGUUCAAAUUCCAGUACCGAACACUUAACUCCUGCCGCAGGAGCCGUAGCUGGCUCUGCACGAACGUCGGCAACGUGUAGUUUGGCAUCCAGCCGAGAAAGCAGUACUUCCAAUCCAGCAUCCGGGCCGUACAAAGUGCUAAUGUUAGGUGGAGCAGCCGUUGGGAAAAGCUCAUUAGUGUCACAAUUUAUGACCUCGGAAUAUCUACACGCAUAUGACACUAGUAUAGAUGAUGAUUCAGGAGAAAAAACGGUUUCCGUUCUUCUUAGUGGCGAAGAAUCCGAGCUAACUUUUAUAGAUCACAGUUACACGGAAAUGGCGCCUGAAAAUUGUAUGUCUACUUACGAUCCGCACGGAUUUUGCGUGAUAUACUCGUCUGCGGACAAGGCAAGCUUUCUUAUAGCUGAACGGAUUUUGCAAAUCCUGUGGACGACGGAAAAUAUCGCUCAAAAGGCCGUCAUACUAGUGGCCAACAAAGCAGACCUGGCGCGCAGUCGAAUGAUUUCUUCCGAUGAGGGCAAAGCAAUGGCUACACAGUAUGAUUGUAAGUUCAUCGAAACAUCCGUCGGUAUAAAUCAUAAUGUAGACGAGUUGCUGGUGGGGUUGCUUUCUCAAAUCAGAUUAAAACUAGAAAAUCCAGAAAAAUCAAGGGAUCUUUUCCGAAAACGUUCGAUUCGGAAAUCGAAACGCAGAGCCUGUUCCCCGUUGGGAGGUGCUAUUUGCCUGGCUGGAAUCGGCGGUGGUACGAAUCCUAAUACUCCAGUUUCAGGACCACCAACAACCAGUGGCGCUUUCGUUGAAACUCCUCCUGGCAGUGCGCACAGCAGUCCCAGGAAGUACCGGGGCUCACGUACGUCCGCUAGUUUAAAGGUGAAAGGGUUACUAGGUCGUGUUUGGGCUCGCGAUUCGAAAUCCAAGAGUUGUGAAAAUUUACAUGUGCUGUAA